UUAUAUUAUUUAUAAAUUAUAUAGAUUCGUCGUUCUUAAUAAUUAUUAUGCUUGAUGGCAUAUGUAUCUUGCUUUCAUUUAGCGGAACACUUCGACGAGUCCUAAUUUCGAAUCGAAUGUUAGCCAUGCGACAUAAUUUAAAGACGUUUUAUUAAUUUUAUUUUGAUUUAAUUACACUAUUGAUAGCAAUGUUUGGACAUAGAUGAUAAAACACCAUUAAUUUAGUAUAUUAAAAUUCGUGGUGGCUAGAGCCCUAGAAAUAAAACUGGGCUCCCCAUAAAGUGAUAAUGAUCAUACUAAAAUUAAAGUCUAAAAUAAAUUAUUAGUUAAUGUAAAACAUCAUCAUGAAUAAUUCGAAUGAAUAUGAGGGAAAUGUUCAAAAACGUAAUAAAAGACUUAGAUCUAAAGGUCCCAUGUUUGGAACAAGUAAAUCAUUAGUUAUGCAUGUUACUACUACAAGGAGACCAUUAAAAGAAACUUACUCAAGUGAAUGCUUAACAGAUAAAUAUGUUAGUGGUAAUGAAAAUCCAUACUGUAGUAGUAAACUGGUCAAAAAACGACGACGCACGUUUAAACUUAGUAAAUUCAAUGGAAAUGGAAAUAUCAACAAAAAAGAUAAAAACAUUCACCCAGAUGAUUUCAAUAAUUUAAAAUCAAGAGAUGUUAAAGUAAAAAAACGUAGCUGUGGUAUGAAUGCUAAAAUUAAAAUGAAAAAUCUAUCAACAUCCACAUUGCAAAAAGCUAUCAAAUCAAAAUCAGCGAGCACAACUAAAUUCAAACCUAAAACAUUUAAAUACUCAUGUGAUAGGAGUUUACACCAUACAAAAUCAGUUGGAACGUACGACAAUAACCAUGGAAAGCCUAUACAAGUUGGCACUAGUAAAAAGUCUCUUGUUACAUUUGAAGGAAAUCAACGAUGUUACAUCAACAAAUUAUUACUUGCUGCGAUGGAAAUUCUAAAUAGGGAUUUACAACAACAAUCAUGUAGCGAUGAGCAUAGUUCUCCAAAAGAUGCAUCAACUCCUAAGACGACAGUCAGCUAUGAAAUACAAAAGAAAAUAAACCAGAGCAAGUCCCAAUUAAGCAGCAUGAUUAAAAAAUAUUGUAAACGUACAAAUGUGAAGUGGAGUCUAAACAGUAGUUAUAGUCCGGUAAAUACUACAACCACAACUACUACUACGUCUUCUAAUACUUUUGUACUUAGAAGUGGUAUAAAUUCUACACUUAAAUUCCAUAGAAAAGGAUUAAAAACUGGUAACUUUGGUGCCUUACAAUUGGAAUCGAAAAAACUAAAUGAAAAUAAAUUGAAAAUCAGAAGACCUAAUGAAGCAAAUAUUAAACCAGAAAAAAGUAAUAAAUGUUAUUUAGACACUAAAGAUGGUACUUCUCAAGUGAGUAAAAAUAGUGAUUCUGAGAGUCCUGACAAGAACUCAACUAACUCUACGUCUGUUAGUACAUAUGGAUCUGCAACUGAAAAUAACAGCACUAAUUAUUCACAUGCUAAUGAUGUGAAAUCAGACAUACAAAAUUCUUAUAUAGCCAAUACUGAAGUGGAAAAACCUAAAAUAUUGCAUGGUGAUUUAAAAAAAGAUUUAAAUUUAAAACCAGAUAUGAUAAAAGGCACUUCGUACAAACAAAAAUAUGAAGAAGCAAAUGCUAUUUGUUCAGACGAAGAAGGAAAAGAAAAAGAAAUGCUAACUCUAACACUUUAUUCGAAAGAUGACCUAGUAAAGCCACAGUCCGAGAAAAAAGUAACUCAAAAAUGUAAUUAUAUGGAAUCUGAAAUAUCUAUUAACUACGCGAGAAAGAAAGAAAAUAAAAAAUCCUUAUUGCGUUCGCGAUUCUCAAAGAGGUCCUCAAAGAGAAAUACGAGUGCAAAGGUGCGGUGGCUAAGUGAAAAGAAAUCCCCAGUACGUUGUGAGAUCAAAAAAAGGAAGGAAUCACCUGAAGCAAAGAAUUUGAUAAAGGAUUAUGUGAAAACCGAUUAUUGUGAUCAACGUGAUAAACAUUCUUCAAAAGACAGCAAAAUGGGACUAUCUACUACUAGUUUUAGUAGCAUCAAAACAAAUUAUAGGUUUAAUGAACUGGGCAGUAAAAUGAGCCAAAUACUGAAAAAAAUUGGAUUUAAAUCUUGGUAUAACUUAUGGCAACAUAAUGAGAAGAUUCAAUGUGAUAUAUAUAAUAUAGGAAAAAAACAAAGUUCUCAUCACAAUGACGUUAUUACCGACCCUGAAACCUUCAGAAAAGAACUACUAAGCGAAGUUAAGAAGACGCUUAAAGCUAUUGCAGAUGGUAAUAUAACAAGAUCAAUAAUAGAUUUGAUGGUUGAUAAAGAUACUGGCAGAAAGUUGAAGACGGAAGAUAUAAUUCCUAGACUCGUUUCAUCAAAAUCACAAGCUUUAGCAAAAAAAGUCAGAAUACAACCACGUGAACCUAAGCAACCUUUUGAACCUAAGCAACCUUUUGAACCUAAGCAACCUAUUAAACCUGUGCAACCUGAUAUACAACCAAAAAAGAAAAUAAACACUGGAGGUAUUUUUUUUAAAGCCGGUAAACGAGCAGACGGAUCACCUGAUGCACCAGCAGCAUCGAGAUCUAAAUUCAUACUGACACCCAAGUCAAAUAGUAGUUUUGCUUCUUCCCGAUUCCUCUUCAGGCUCCGAAAAGUGUUUGCAAUCAGGAAGCAUAGCCAAGACGAUCCAUUUUAUUUAAAAAUGUUGAAAAUUAUCAAUGAAGACAAGAGUAAAUUGUCAGCUGAAAGCUGUGACAAUCACUGGACCAAGAAAGACAUUAAGGCCAAACUUGGUACUAAAGACGGUAACGUUGAAAUCAUGAAGGAAAUCUGUAAAGCUAUCAAAAGCGGCAGAGUAUCGGCAUCACUUAUAGAACUAGCUCUUAAUAAGAAACGAAAAGAAGAUCGGAAUAAUGCACAAUCAAUACAACUUGAAAGUAAAAAGUUUUAUAAAAAACCAAUGAGCCGAAAUCGAAUAAUUAUCAAAUUAGGCAGUAACGCUGGCCAGCAGAAAAUAUUAAGAAAAGUUGGUAAAGUUCGGCCGUUCAGAGAAUGCGUUCCUUACACGUCGCGAUUGAACUGCCGACGUAACUUUGUAAUGGCGUUGCAGUUACGAUAA
Messenger RNA from Spodoptera frugiperda (fall armyworm), 3131 nucleotides. RefSeq lists its product as uncharacterized. Lineage: Eukaryota; Metazoa; Arthropoda; Insecta; Lepidoptera; Noctuidae. The record is from RefSeq and is a predicted model, not a curated record. The transcript is spliced from 8 exons. Bases 345 to 3131 code for a protein of 928 amino acids.